UUGUUCAAAGCAGCACAAUGGGAAACCAACUUGGUCAAAGAUAAGAAUCUAGAUAGAUAACACACUUGGUUGAAUUUGGCUACACAAAAUCAUUAUUUAAUAAAACAUCGCUUUCGUGAUAUGAUGCAUUAGUAGUAUUUAUGGUUCCCUCUGAUUCUGAAAUUGUUUACAGAUCUAUCAGUGAGUGGUAAACACAUGGCGGAGGCUAAGAGUCUGAUGAGGGCUAUUUCAGCUGAGUCGGUGAACAAUUACAGCAACAAUCCUGCUUCAGUUCGUGCCAUUGACUUUGAGAUGGUGGUCACGGAGGAGAGUAACAAUAACAAGGCUCCUCCAAAGCUUCUGUUUGAUCUCAAUAAACCACCCCCUCCUGACUCUAGUAACGAUGACAAUGAGCCUGUGCUCAUUCCUGAUGAAGCUGAACCUGAAAUACGUGUGAGUGAGAUACCAAAAGGUGAAGUUGAGGAAGGUAGCUCCCUUUGGGCCAACAAGAGGAAGAAGAUAAAGAAGUGGUUGAGUGCCACUUCUAAGAUUUUUAAGAAGAAGAAGAAUGAAUAAAACAUGAGGCCAGCAGUGUCGUAUCAUGGAUUGCUUUAUUAAUAAGUUUUAUGUGUGCCUUUGUUUCGUUUUGAUUCGAUGUUGAGAAUAUGAUGCCUUUUAGUCAUUUGCACUUUAGUCUGAAUACUGUUUUAUUUCUCUGAAUGCAUGUUUGGAACCAUUUUGGUGAAUCUUUAACUUCUGCACCAAUCUUAGAAAUGGACGUGAAAAAUUAAAGAAUAAGUAUGUUCAGAAUGAAUUCCUAAACACGCGCUGAUAUGUGGAAGGGAGUGUCCAAGUGAUAUUUUGUCUCUGUUGCGGGUUAAGGGUAUAAAGGUUUAACCAAUUUACUUUUCAGUAUAAUUCCGUGCUUUCAAUAUGUUUUUAUUUUCUUGAAUUUCUUCUGCUAAUAUCCCCAUAUGCACCAUCCAAAAUAGUUCUGACUUUGAAGUACUUCUAUCUUUCACAAGUUUGUGAUUUAAUCUUCAAUUGACGUUUACAUGUGAAGGAAUCAAAGAAAAGAAAACAACUACAAGCCUAUUUAUGUACAAUUUAGAAGCGCUUGAAACUUCUUUAUCAGAAGUAAAGAGUAUUUUCACUAAAGAAGUUUUCAAAGUUCAAAAACGUUUCUAUGUUUGUAUCCAAACAGAUUCUAUACCAGAAAUUAAAUUAAAACAAAAUGGUUAUGUAGAAAUAAUAAGUAGACAUUAAAGGGCUGUGUAUGAGUAUUAGAAUAUGAAAUGUUGGGAGUUAAUGUGUAUCAAGAGACAUUAUUAUUGUAUGACAACAAAAUAUUUGAAGGCUUCUUGUUAUUAUAUCCACAUAGCAAUUUAGUGUGUUAACUAAAAUGUUAUGUUAUGAUUAAGAGUUAUUCUAAUAUAAUUAGAGUAUCAAUAUAUGCAGUUAAUGUGAGAAGAGCAAUCCAAUCUCCCCUGUUUCCUAUAGUCCCCUCCCUGUUUUUCUAGAUGUUAAAUCAUAAAUGGCUAAAUGACACCCACAUUAACAUAACUGAUAUAGGGGCCAAAUUGACACCAAGUAAUAGUAACUAAAACGAAGGUUAAAUGUAUUAAGUAAGGACCGAUUUGAAAGGGGGAAAUAUGGAUGACAAGGUAAAAAUGUAUUAAGCAAUUGAUCCUUCAUUAACUCUUGAGUAAUUAAUCCUUAAAACUAAGGAAAUUUUAAAUAACUUCUUACAAGAGCAAUUUGUCAAUUACAUAUUAUUGGAAAGUUUAAUUGUGUGUAUGACUUAAGUGAUAACAUUAACAUAUAUAGAGAUCAAAAUGUAAAUAGUUUAGAGAUUUAGAUGAAACAACUUGACAGAGAGACCUCUUUUUUCUUGGAAUUUCUUUGAUUUCAGGAACUAAUGUGAAAGUGUAUUAUAGGACAGGUUUAUUUCUCGUAGUUUCUACUGUGACGUAAGUCUGUAACCACCCAAAUUUCUUCCCCACAUUAGACUAUCAUUGACAUCGUUUCCUACUUUGAGAGGGAGAACAAUGCUUCUUGUCUAAAGUCAAAGUCAGAAGCGUUGGAUUCGGUCUUCAUUUGUAUGAGAAUGGUUUUCAAAUUGUAACUAUUCAGUCAGAAGUGCUUCCUAUUCUCAUGGUGUGGUCCUUUUUUUUUCACUAAUUAAUUUUUUUCUUCUAAUUUUUGUAUUUGGUCAGAAUUUAGUAGUUUCCUUUUUUUUCUUCAUAAAAAUAAUUUGUUCUUGGUAUGUGCAUUUGCAGGAUGACUUCUAUAAUUACCUUUGGUUACACUCGGUGAGGCUCUAAUGCUUGAGGAGGAACAACUUGAUAGCAAAUAUGAUGAGUAACAAAUAUGAUAACAUUGAUGAUGAAAAUGGGUGACAUGAAAACCUUAUAUUCAAGGGUUAUGUGGAAUUUGCACCUUCUACUUCAACCACUAAUAAGAGGCAUGACACAAGCUUUGCAAGCUAGAUCUUUCCAAUUGACUGUCUUCCAUUUCCACAUGCACCUUCUGGAUCAAGGAACACACAACACAACCACAUUUCAUGAACUUCAUCCCAACUCCGAGGUUGCCACCUCAUAACCAAAUGAAGCUUGAAAUCGAGUAAAUUUGCAGCAACAUCAACAGUUGAAAAAAAAUUGGCAUUUUUUUUUUUUACAUUAAUUGAUGUAGAUACACGUAGAAGGUGUUUAUAUUUUGAAUCAUUUUUGUUGUUCUGAACUUGCUGUACAUUUUGGAAAUGCAUCCUGGACACCAUUUUGGUGGAGAAAUAAAGAACUCUUUCAUUUCUUUCUUUAA
Molecule: messenger RNA, 2796 nt
Organism: Cajanus cajan (pigeon pea)
Lineage: Eukaryota; Viridiplantae; Streptophyta; Magnoliopsida; Fabales; Fabaceae
Source: RefSeq, a predicted model, not a curated record